AUGCAGUUUCCCCCCAACAAUGGAGACUUUACCUUCGUAUCAUCCGCGGAGGCUGAGGAGCUCAGUGGGACCAUCUCGGCCCCGGACGUGAAGCUGGACCUAGGCUCAGACUCCGGUUCAGGGCCCUACACCACCACCUUCCUAAGGCAGAGGGGGUAUGGAUGGCUCCUGGAGGUGGAGGAGGAACAGGGAGAUGACACCAAGCCCCUGCUGGAGGAGCUGGAUAUUGACCUGAAGGACAUUUACUAUAAGCUCCGGUGUGUCCUGAUGCCGAUGCCGUCUCUGGGGUACAACAGGCAGGUGGUGAGGGACAACCCUGACUUCUGGGGUCCUCUGGCCGUGGUCCUGCUGUUUUCUAUGAUCUCCAUCUACGGACAGUUCAGGGUCGUGUCCUGGAUCAUCACCAUCUGGAUUGUCGGUUCCUUGAUCAUCUUCAUCCUGGCUCGAGUUCUGGGUGGAGAGGUCUCCUUUGGUCAGGUUCUGGGGGUCAUAGGUUACUCUCUGCUUCCACUCAUCGCCAUCACACCCUUACUGCUCUUCAUCGGGGGAUUGGAGCUGCUCGCUGUCGUCGUCAAACUCUCUGGAGUCUUCUGGGCAGCCUACAGCGCCGCAUCGCUUCUCGUUGGCGAUGAGUUUAAGACAAAGAAGCCGUUGCUCAUUUACCCCAUCUUCCUGCUCUACAUCUACUUCCUGUCUCUGUACACCGGAGUGUGA
Molecule: messenger RNA, 714 nt
Organism: Knipowitschia caucasica
Lineage: Eukaryota; Metazoa; Chordata; Actinopteri; Gobiiformes; Gobiidae
Source: the annotation of a GenBank genome assembly